AUGGAUGUAGUUCGAUCACUAGGCCUAGAGGAUGUUCCAGAGCAGCAAACUCGAAUUGGCCUAUUUUUGUCGUCUGGCGGUGAACUUGUUGAGGAUGUGAAAGUUGGGUUUGAUGUUUGCGUUGCAUGCGGAAAUUCUAAUCCUAAAAUCUAUUGUCAAGCAUGUAAGCGAGUCAAAUACUGCUCCGAUGCAUGUAAGAAGAAGGAUACUACGCCACCUGAUGAUGAUGAAGAGCAAGCUCUUGGACAUUCCUCCAUAGUUUGUACACUACUUCGGACUUGCAACGAUGACGAGCUUGUUGAAGGAAAGGAGGACAAGGGAAUGCCGGAAGCCAAGAGAACGCCAGCCUUUGACCGCGUGGCCAGUGAAAUGGAAUCAUACCCUGCGACCCUUGCAAACAUAAUAUUUGAAGGACCAUGCUUUCAGGAGAAGCUCCAAAAAAACUCGGGAGGUGAGGUCGAAAUUCAUGUAAUCGGGACAUCUCCGGACUCAGAGCUAUGGGAGGGCCACCCUGACUCAUCUCAAGAGAAGAAGGUUUUCAAAUGCUAUGCUGAAGCACUAUCUGAAAUGGCAGAUAGAUUCAAAUUUGAAUCUAUCCAAUUGAAGUUCAUCGGACCAGAGUGCCCAAAGAUAGAUAUGGUGGACACGAUCCUGAUUCCGUCCAUGAAGAACCGAAAGAUCAAAUGCAAGCUAAAUGUCAUGACAAAGCGAGUAAAUUACAGCAAAUCGCUCCUGAAUGGCAAACACUUCAAUUGUCCAGAUAUAGUGGUAUUCUUUAAUCCAGGUUUCACAUGUCCUGAUUACACCUGGGAAGAAGCAGUAUCAGCAAUUCCAGGUGGUACCCCAUACCUUGUCACAACGAAUACUGAGCUCGAGGGGAUCGCCGAUGCACAGUACCUUAUGGAGAAUUCAUUUAUUGCCCAUCUACCCGAGGGACUUGCACAUAUCCUCGAACCCGAUGCACCCAGAACUGAAAUUGAAGACAAUGAGACUUUCUUUAGUAUAAACCCUUUUAGUGGCGAACGGGUCCGACAAAGUGGAACUAUGGCAAAUGAUUUGUAUGUGAAGUCGAGGUGGAUUCUUGGUGGAAAGUUGUUGGGUUCGGAAUCGAAAGAAAGUAAAACUUCCAAGAAGAGACAAAAGGUUACGGGAUCUGGAAACACAAAGAAAAAUAACCCAGCUCUGAUAUAA
Cylindrotheca closterium is the source of this 1191-nucleotide messenger RNA. The record is from the annotation of a GenBank genome assembly. Lineage: Eukaryota; Bacillariophyta; Bacillariophyceae; Bacillariales; Bacillariaceae.